Messenger RNA from Daucus carota subsp. sativus, 2304 nucleotides. Its product is annotated as probable pectinesterase/pectinesterase inhibitor 34. The record is from RefSeq and is a predicted model, not a curated record. The transcript has 3 exons. Bases 278 to 2074 code for a protein of 598 amino acids. Lineage: Eukaryota; Viridiplantae; Streptophyta; Magnoliopsida; Apiales; Apiaceae. Gene Ontology annotation, biological process: cell wall modification. Gene Ontology annotation, molecular function: pectinesterase inhibitor activity; pectinesterase activity.
ACUAAUCAAAACGAAUCAGCCAUCCAAAAUUUGAAAACCUAUUUGAGAACCAAUUAAAACAGUUAAACCCAGCACUGCCGGGAAUAGGAGUCCAGCUAACACUCUAGACACAGACUUCACACCCACCCCACCCCUCCUCAAUCACAAUUCCCACACUCAUACAGCAUAAUCUAUAUAUUCUACUCGCUCACCAAUUGUUUAUCACUCUCCCCUCUCUCUCUCUCUCUCUCUCUCUCUCUCUCUCUCAUAUCUCACUCAACUUGCAGCUAAUUCAUUAAUGGGCUAUGGACGUCUCGGUUCAUCCGAGCUCGGAUCCUCCCGCCACUAUCCUGACAGCACUGCCGUGGCGCAUGCCACGUCACCUCGUCCUCGCAAUUCUAAGCUUAAAUUUUUGUUUAUCUUCGCAGCUACUUUGAUCGUAGCUUGCGGUGUUUCUGUCGCAGUGCUCGUGGCACUGCGAAAUAAAGCGACGGGAGAUGAUAAUACUGAUCUCCCGUCGCAUCGGAAACCGAGUCAAGCAAUGUCACAAGUGUGCAGGAAGACUCGAUUUCCGAGUUUAUGUGUCGACUCGCUGCUUGAUUUUCCUGGCUCGACCACGGCUUCGAAUACUGAUUUAGUGCAUAUCUCGGUGAAUAUGACACUGCAUCAUUUCGGCCGCGCGCUGUCCGCUUCGGCGGAGAUUAAUAACUUGCAGAUGGACACGCGCGCACGCGCCGCCUACGAUGACUGCCUCGAGCUUCUGGAACACUCGGUCGACCAGCUCUCCAUGUCGCUGACGUCCGUUGCGCCGCCGCCGAACCGGAGGUCUCAGCCGGUCGGAUCCACCGCCGAUGUGAUGACGUGGCUGAGCGCGGCGUUGACGAACCAGGACACGUGUGCGGAAGGCUUCGCUGAUGUCAAAGGUGACGUCAAGGAUCAAAUGGUGGACAGACUCAAGGACUUAUCAGAACUGGUUAGUAACUGCUUAGCUAUAUUUGCAGCGACUAACGGCGACGACUUUAGCGGAAUUCCGAUACAAAAUCGCCGGAGAUUGCUCGAAGAAUCGCCGGCGGCGCGUGAGUUCCCGGAAUGGUUGUCCAGAAGAGAAAGGAGGUUGUUACAAUCGCCUGUGACGGCGAUACAAGCUGAUAUUAUAGUCUCCAAAGACGGCAACGGAACGUACAAGACCAUAGCGGCGGCGAUCAAGAAAGCGCCUGAGUAUGGCACUCGCCGAUUUAUCAUCUACGUAAAGGCAGGAAAGUACGAAGAGCAGAAUUUGAAAGUGGGAAGGAAGAAAACGAACUUGAUGUUCAUUGGUGACGGCAAGGGCAAAACGGUGAUUUCAGGAGGCAAAAGCGUGUUUGACAACGUCACAACAUUUCACACAGCGUCCUUUGCGGCUACUGGUGCUGGUUUCAUUGCCAGGGACAUCACAUUUGAAAAUUGGGCCGGACCUAGCAAGCACCAGGCGGUGGCCCUCCGUGUUGGCGCGGAUCAUGCGGUCAUCUACCGCUGCAAUGUUAUCGGAUAUCAAGACACAUUGUAUGUGCAUUCUCAACGUCAGUUCUACCGCGAAUGUGACAUAUAUGGAACAGUGGACUUCAUCUUUGGGAAUGCAGCAGUCGUGUUUCAGAACUGCAGCAUGUACGCGCGCAAGCCCAUGGACCAGCAGAAGAACACGAUCACAGCUCAGAACCGGAAAGACCCCAAUCAGAACACUGGCAUUUCAAUCCAUGCCUGCAGAAUAGUGGCAACGUCAGAUCUGCAGGCGUCGAAAGCCAACUUCUCAACAUAUUUGGGGCGUCCUUGGAAACUAUAUUCGCGAACAGUUUAUAUGUUGUCUAACAUGGGUGACCAUAUUCAUCCCAGGGGAUGGCUAGAAUGGAACACGACAUUUGCACUCGAUACGUUAUACUAUGGCGAGUAUAUGAAUUACGGACCGGGUGGAGCUGUCGGACAACGGGUAAAAUGGCCUGGCUAUCGGGUCAUCACAUCCCCAGUGGAAGCAAACAAAUUUACAGUUUCACAGUUCAUUUACGGAUCUUCGUGGUUACCUGCCACAGGAGUGGCUUUCUUGGCAGGAUUAUCGGUUUAAAUGGGCAACUACAUUAACAGAAGACUCCCAGCGGGAUCCAGUCCUUUUUAUUCAUUUUGUAUUAUAGUAUAGGUAUAUAAUUAAUUCCUCUGUUGUAUUUUAAUUUUUUCUUCAUAGUUCAAUAAUUCGUCCAGUGAAGAAAUGACAUUCCCUUCUGUAGUAUCCGCCAGGGCAAAAAUUUGUAAUUGGCAACUUCGCUUUUGUGAAUGGAAAAUACAUACUAAUCAAUC